AUGGAGAUAUGGAAACCAGUAAACCAGAUAAUAAGAAUAGCAGAAUCUGUUGUGAUUACCUUGGUAACUAUGCUAUACAUUCUUGGCUGCUAUGAUGCAGUAGUGGCAUCGGGGAUAUCUGUAAGGCUGUACUUCCUGACAACAUCUUUCUAUUACUACAUUACCUGCCUAGUAAAAUCGCCUGGACAGCUUCUAGACUUUGGGACUGCAAAUGUAAAAGGAAUAUGUAAGAAGUGCAACAGGAUAGUUGGAACAAGGACAGUGCAUUGCGAGAUAUGCAAUAAGUGCUACCACAAACGAGAUCAUCACUGCCCAAUAAUAGGCAGAUGUGUUGCAUCAAACAACACCAAUGACCUGUAUCUCACGAUUGUUUUUGCAAAUCUUUACUCAUUUGCUAUGCUAUUUGAAAGCUCGCCGCAUGCUCUCAUGGCAUUUGUUCACAAGUACUUGUUUGUUAUUUCUGGAUGGUUUGUGUUUUGGUUUACACUGCUGAUCGUUACCGACAAAACAACACAGGAGCUUUUGAGGCGACGAGGCAGAGUCCUGAAAGACUUCAGGGUGCGUAGGCUGAAAGAUUUGUUCCGUGCUGGACUUUUGCAAACUCUGGUUCCGUAUCUUGCACACAGGAUUUCAGUGGUGAACGAUGGAUGA
Ordospora pajunii is the source of this 651-nucleotide messenger RNA. Its product is annotated as putative DHHC palmitoyltransferase. Gene Ontology annotation, cellular component: Golgi apparatus; endoplasmic reticulum. Gene Ontology annotation, biological process: protein targeting to membrane; peptidyl-L-cysteine S-palmitoylation. The transcript has a single exon. Bases 1 to 651 code for a protein of 216 amino acids. The record is from RefSeq and is a predicted model, not a curated record. Lineage: Eukaryota; Fungi; Microsporidia; Ordosporidae. Gene Ontology annotation, molecular function: protein-cysteine S-palmitoyltransferase activity.